AUGCAAUCGUCCUUCAUGUCUCCUCUGGGCUAUUCUGGGUUUUGCGAUUCUACACCCUGCAGAACUCAGUAUUAUGUCCCAGUUACUCCUGUUGCUCUUUGCUCUGGUGAUGUAAACCCUGCCUUUGGACUCUGCUUACCCAGUAGCUACCAAGGAAAUCUCUGGCUCCUGGAUAACUGCCAAGAGUCCUACAGAGAAGCCCCAAGAUGUGAAUCCUGGAGCUGUGAACCCAAGAUCUGCACCACAGGUUGUGACCUGUCGAACUCCUGUGUGCCAUGCAACUCCCCAACACUGGGCAAAGUCUGCAGCACCUGUGAAACUAAGAACAUCAGCGCCAGAACCAGCUGCAGCCCAUGCACUCAGGCCAAGGGGUAUGUAUUGGAUUGCUACCCACAUACCCGAUGUGCAUCUAAAACCUGCCAGACCUUCCGCAGUGGCUCCAACUGCUUUGGAAAACUUAACUGCUUACCCAAGAUCCCCCAAACCUUAAGCCACUGCAGACUGGGAAGCUUAGGGUAUAGAAGCUUCCAAAAUCUUGGCAUUAAACCCAGUGCGUUCUCACCAUCGUGUUAUAUUUCCAGCAGGUGCCGACCCCAAUACAAUUUAACGAGAAAUUGCCGAUACCUGAAUUAUGGGUCUAUGAGCUGCCGACCACUGGGUUAUUUUCCUAGAAACUUCCGAUCUCUGAGCUGUAUACCCAGUACCUUUCCACCUCUGAGGUAUUUAUGUAGUGGUAGCAGACCUCUGAAUUGCUAUUAA
Messenger RNA from Choloepus didactylus (southern two-toed sloth), 759 nucleotides. Its product is annotated as keratin-associated protein 24-1. The record is from RefSeq and is a predicted model, not a curated record. The coding region runs from base 1 to 759 and encodes 252 amino acids. Gene Ontology annotation, molecular function: structural molecule activity. Lineage: Eukaryota; Metazoa; Chordata; Mammalia; Pilosa; Megalonychidae. The transcript has a single exon. Gene Ontology annotation, cellular component: keratin filament.